CUCGACUCGAUUUGGUUCGGGGGCAGCGCGCAGCUCCUCCGGGCGGCUCAGUCUCGACCGCGGCGUGAACGCGCUCCGGAUUUUCUCCGGGUGGCUAUAACCUCUCGGUAGCGCGCGCUUCAACGGGACGGUACGCGAUCGGAGGCCACGUACAUACGAUGCCGGUGGCGGACAGGCAGAGCGGAGGAGCAGCAUCAGCCUGUUCUCGUCGUCGUCGUCGCCGUCGUCGUCGUCGUUCGCUCGAGGUGUCCAGCAGUAGCUGAGGCGGCAGUAGCGGUUGCGAGGAGUUGUGCUCAGGGGAGGGCGUGGGUGCACGUGUGCGAUGGCAGGCGCCUCAUCCUGCUGCCGGGUCGUCAUUACCACGGGGAGGCUCGUCGUCGGUAGCAAAGCCGGCUCGCCCUGCCUAGGCCAGACCAGGAGCUACAGCAGCCUACGCAGAAGCGUAAGUCCUCCCGAAACGUGGUGCAAAAGAUGGUGGAACAUUUCCCAAAAAAGUCUAUCGACGACUACUGCAGCGUUUAUUCCGAGUUUGAGUCCUAUAAUUUCUAAAGAACAGCAACACUAUAAAGAGAUAUCUGAACAAAAGGAUGCAAAGGGAUUAAAGGAAGAAAUAGAUUCAAAAGAUACAAAGAGUAUGAAGGAUUCGAAGAAACAUUCUAAAGAAAAAAUUAUAUCGAUUGUGCCCUCAGAUGUGGUAGUGGAAUAUCAUAGAGGGCUUCCAAGGAUCACAGUUCCAUUACCAUCGAGAAAAGAAAAAUGCAUAUUUACGUUAAAACCAAUCACACAGACCGUGGGUGAUUUUCUAAUUAUGCUACAGAAGGAAGAUCCAACGGUUGUUAAAGCAAGCGUCACUACUAUAGAUGGUUCUAAAUUGGGAACAACUAAUAGAAUAGAAACGAUGUUAUUGGAUGAUUUUAAAUUAAUAAUCAAUGAAAAAGUUUAUCUCGUAUCACCUCCCCCACACAUAGAAUAUCCUCCAAAGGAAAAUUUACGACAACUGCAAGAUUUACAAACUUUAGUCAGUACACUUUAUGAGACAUUUAAUGCACGAGAAUAUCAUGCCGAAUUAGAGCAACAAAUAUUAAUACAACUGGAGGAAAUUAAAAUGGAAUUGGAACCACUGGAGCAGAUGCGAACGGAUAUUGAAAACGCAGCCGCUCGCAGAUCUCAGUGGGCUUCUUGGGGUGUUCUAGUAUUGAUGUCGAUGCAAUUUGGAUGCUUAGCAAGGCUCACAUGGUGGGAAUACUCUUGGGAUAUUAUGGAACCCGUCACAUACUUCGUAACAUACGCAACGGCUAUGGGGUGCUACAUAUACUUCCUUAUGACAAAGCAGGAAUACAUGCUGCCGGAAGUUUUCAGCCGUGAACAUCUGAUCGGCCUGCACAAGAAAGCGCGUAAGCUCGGUUUCGAUCUCGAUCGCUACAACAGGUUGAAGGACGAGGCGUACGAACUCGAGAGGAUGCUGAGGAUUAUCCGGGGGCCACUCCAUACCCACCAUAAUCUAAUCGAGCAAAAGCGCCGGGAACGUGUGAUGAGAUACCGGUCUACGAAUACCAGCAACGGCAGCAGCAGCAGCAGCAGCAGCAGCAGCAGCAGCAGUAGUUCCUCGUCGCGUUCGCCGAGUUCGUCGCCGAGCCCUUCGCCGAGCCCCAGGAGGACAAUGAGCCGGCGAGAGGACGAACCCAGGAAGUCAACCGAUACAAUCAAGAAUCCGGCGACUGUGAUUAAGCAUUAGCUACGUUAUGCUAACUAAAUGAAUAAUUAGAGAUUUGUUUGGUGAUGUCAAGUAGUUACUUUACUACUAAUGGUCCACAUAUUUUAAGCUUAGAGUGGCGUUUUUAUGUGUCUGUAUAAGAAAUUGCGAAUUAUCGAGCGAUUAAUCGUGCGCAUUCACUAUUGUCGGUAGGAGAGUAUGCGAGCUAAAAUUAACUUAAAUUUGUAAGCUGAAUUUGUUUAGUUUUUGCAUAAAUAACAAAUUUCAUUUAUGCUUUAAUUUACAUGAAAAUCAGCCUGUAUAUGUAAAGAUAGGCGUGACUUUAUUUAAAAAAUUCUUUUUAUUCUUUGAUCUAAAUGUUAAGAAAAAGAGAAAUUUGUGAUAUCUUAUACAUUACAUCGUAAUCGGAAACACGUUCCAUAAACAUAUUGUAAAAUCGAUUGA
Ceratosolen solmsi marchali is the source of this 2158-nucleotide messenger RNA. It is a transcript of the gene MCU, whose product is annotated as mitochondrial calcium uniporter. Lineage: Eukaryota; Metazoa; Arthropoda; Insecta; Hymenoptera; Agaonidae. Gene Ontology annotation, cellular component: uniplex complex. The record is from RefSeq and is a predicted model, not a curated record. Bases 323 to 1735 code for a protein of 470 amino acids. The transcript is spliced from 7 exons. Gene Ontology annotation, molecular function: uniporter activity; calcium channel activity. Gene Ontology annotation, biological process: mitochondrial calcium ion homeostasis; calcium import into the mitochondrion.